AUGUCCAUCCCCAACCCAGCCUUCUCGCGGCCAAGCGAACGCCGUAAUCUCGUACCGCAAACACCUGUACCGGCCUACACCGCAGCUGUACCGACCUACAUCACAGCUGCACCGACUUACGCUUACGCAGCGCCAACGCUCCGAACGGACGGGAGUGACGGAAUGAACACGAACACGCUCGCCUCGUCGGAUAUCUUCGACUCGCGCUCGUCCUCAGCGAGCAAUUAUACCGCCGAGACGAAUCUCGGGAUACCUUCCAACCCCCUCGCGUCGACGCUUACGUCCCUCGCUACGACGAUGGAAAGCAUGCGCGGUCAAGACAGUCCAGCCGCUCACACGACCAUGGCCAGAUUGUCGAGCACGAUGACGGCACUCGCGACAGCCAUCACGUCCAUGCACGACGUGGCUCCUACCACGCCUGGUUCGGGGGAGUGGCAGUCGAACCAGCCCGUCUUCCCGAACAACUAUACAAACCCGUACCAGAACCAGGCCCGCGAGCCACAGUGGGAUAGAUACCCAAGUCAACGCGAGUAUGACGGGCGCAUUGAUUCGCAGGACAGCUUCCACUCCUUCCCGCGAGAGGUGGAGGCGCCUCACAUGGCAAUUGACGAGCUGCGCGCCGAACAGGCCAAGCUCCGCGCCCUAGAACGUAACCGCCCCCAAGGGCAGGUAAAUCUGAGUCCACCCCCACAAGGUCUGCAGAGUCCGCGCCCGCUUCCCAACUUUCCCAUUCCGGCCGCCAUUCUCGCACCGGAGCGCCCCAACUUGGACGAAGGACAGACCGCCGUGCCCCUCGCUACGCAGCACCAGCUGUUCGCACAGUCCAUGGCAACCCUCCUCGACGCCCUGGACAAUAUGGGCAGCGACGUCCACUCUGUCCGGCGCACCGUUAUUGAGCGCGAGGCCGCCUUUGGGCGCGAAGUCACGCGCUUCUUCCACGAACUUGAUUCGGCGCAUCUCACCUCACAGCGGGUCGAGUUCCUCUGUACCUUUGGCAAACGGUGUUUACUUGCCCAGUUGGCGAAUACGACGGCGGUGACGGCGGCCAUCGAGGGCGUUGUGGGACUCCAUGAGGCCGCAAAGGAACAGGCUACACAGCUAGCCGAUAUCGCCGCUAGUUUAGGCAAGACGCGGACGCAGCUCGAGGCAGCUGCUUCCGCGAGUGCGGAUCGUGAGGCGACACUCGCACUCGAGAAUAAGCGCGUGGUUGGAGAGAAGGAUCGUAUUGUGGCCGAGAAGGACCGGAUCGUGGGGCAGUUACAGGCUGUCCAUUCCGCCGCUGGGGAGCAUGACAAGGCCAUCGCUAAUGAGCGUACCGAACGCGACGCAAGGGUUACCGAGCUCAAGAAGGACCUUGCAAGACUAGCUGAUACCCUCAACUCUUCUGUCGAGGAGCUCGACCUUAUUCGGCAGAAGGGCGCCACGCCCGAGAACUGGCGGGCUGCCGAGAACAUCCGUACCCAGCUCCGCUGGGCGAAGGAGAAGGUCCAGCGGAACACGAAUGACAAGGAGCAGAACCUGUCGCAUACCAUGUCGGCUAGGCUUGCGCUUGUUGCGCCCCAGGCUGGCGCGGAUACGAUCAAGGGCCGCCGUCCGCGGGCGCCGGGACGCCUGCCGCUAAGUACGGUGGACGAGUGA
Messenger RNA from Cutaneotrichosporon cavernicola, 1638 nucleotides. RefSeq lists its product as uncharacterized. The transcript has a single exon. The coding region runs from base 1 to 1638 and encodes 545 amino acids. The record is from RefSeq and is a predicted model, not a curated record. NCBI's taxonomy places the organism in Eukaryota, Fungi, Basidiomycota, Tremellomycetes, Trichosporonales, Trichosporonaceae.